Messenger RNA from Neoarthrinium moseri, 486 nucleotides. RefSeq lists its product as uncharacterized. Bases 1 to 486 code for a protein of 161 amino acids. NCBI's taxonomy places the organism in Eukaryota, Fungi, Ascomycota, Sordariomycetes, Amphisphaeriales, Apiosporaceae. The transcript is spliced from 2 exons. The record is from RefSeq and is a predicted model, not a curated record.
AUGUCACUCUCGCCGGGUUUGACGCUUGCCGCCUCGGCAAGCAUUGUCGGUUCCGCAGCAGCAGCUGGAGCCAUUGCCGCUCUCUCCGGCUGUGCCAUACCGGCAGUCCUGGGAGCUGGAGCACCCACGGAGGUCAUGUUGAGGCAGUGGUAUAUCAUCUUCAACAGGGGUAAGGCAAUCCCACUGACGAGUCUGAUAUCGGCUCUGAGCUACGGCGCGGUUUCCUACGGCACAUGGUCUCAUGGGCUGCCGCAAUGGAAAGGAUUCGCACUAAGCGGGCUGUUCGCCGCCGCCUCGAUUCCUUUUACGAUCGCUUUCCUGAUGCCGACCAACAACGCACUCGAGGCUGCCGCGCAUAGCGAGGUGAGGACGCUGAGCGACGAUAAAGUUCGGGGGUUGAUUACGAAAUGGAUGAAGAUCAACAACAUACGGAUCUUCAUUCCGCUUUCUGGCGCGAUCCUUGGCUUGUGGACUCUGCUGGGUUGA